Messenger RNA from Solanum verrucosum, 651 nucleotides. RefSeq names its product DNA topoisomerase 6 subunit B-like. The transcript has 7 exons. Bases 154 to 651 code for a protein of 165 amino acids. Lineage: Eukaryota; Viridiplantae; Streptophyta; Magnoliopsida; Solanales; Solanaceae. The record is from RefSeq and is a predicted model, not a curated record.
AAGUUAGUCUUUCCAAAUUUUCAGCCUGGGAAAUGUCUUUACACUACUGUGAGAGAAGUUGUUGAGAAUGCACUUGAUUCUGCUGAAUCCAUCUCUGAACUUCCAGUUGUAGAGAUAACCAUUGAAGAGAUAGGCAGAAGUAAAUUUAAUUCCAUGAUUGGUCUGGCUGACCAUGAACGUAGAGAUGAAGCCCUAUAUGAUGAUUUUGAGACAGCAAAGGCUCGUGAGAAAAGACUUGCCAAGGAAGCUCGGGUUCUAGAGAUUCAAGCAAAGAAUGUUGCUCUUGGGAAAAAAGUAAAAGACCCUGCAGCUACAAAGGCAGCUAAGGGUAGGGAGGCAUCAUAUUAUAGGGUGACAUGCAAGGAUAAUGGAAGAGGAAUGCAACAUGAUGAUAUCCUGAAUAUGUUUGGACGAGGACUUCACAAAGGCUAUGGGUGCAGGAUUGAUGUUGAGUUUUCUGCUUCUUUAGCACUCCUAGAGCAUGUUAUUGAGGCUACCAAGUACUUCAUCAUUAUAGGCGGCUUUUCCAUGCGGCAGUAUAUUUCAGAACUUAUGCCAUUAAUUGUUGAAGCUCUACUGGAUUGGGUUGCCAUUACCAAAUAUGAAUUGGAUGUUUCAACAUUUGGUCAAGUUGUACUGAGUACAGGGUGA